Daphnia pulicaria is the source of this 1486-nucleotide messenger RNA. Its product is annotated as isovaleryl-CoA dehydrogenase, mitochondrial-like. The transcript is spliced from 5 exons. NCBI's taxonomy places the organism in Eukaryota, Metazoa, Arthropoda, Branchiopoda, Diplostraca, Daphniidae. The record is from RefSeq and is a predicted model, not a curated record. Gene Ontology annotation, molecular function: 3-methylbutanoyl-CoA dehydrogenase activity; flavin adenine dinucleotide binding. Gene Ontology annotation, cellular component: mitochondrion. Bases 100 to 1392 code for a protein of 430 amino acids. Gene Ontology annotation, biological process: L-leucine catabolic process.
CGUUUUUUUCGUCUGCUACGCACAUCGCAUCUCAAUCUGAAUCUAGUCUCAAAUCGCUUUUGUGAUUGCUGAGAGAAAAUUUUCUUAAAAAAAAUAGCCAUGGCAAGCUUAUUGUUUUCCCGUGUUGUCCAAAAUACUGCCCAAAGAUGCCAACCUCAAAGAUUGCUUCCCGUAAUUUACAAUUUUUCAUGUUCACAGCAGCGUCAAAUGACGCAUUAUCCCAUUGAUGAUAUAACCAGUGGAUUAACCGAAGAACAGAUCCAGCUAAGAAAAACUGUCUUCGACUUCUUGCAGAAAGAACUUGCCCCCAAGGCCAAUGAUAUCGACAAAAUGAACACAUUCACAGAAAUGAGAGAAUUCUACAAGAAAUGUGGUGCAUUGGGAUUGUUGGGUAUCACUGCCAAGUCAGAAUACGGUGGAAGUGAUGGAGGCUACUUGGACCAUUGUAUUAUCAUGGAAGAAAUUUCAAGGGCCUCUGGAGCAAUUGGUCUGAGCUAUGGAGCUCACUCCAACUUGUGCAUCAAUCAGAUUUCCCGCAACGGAACUGAAGAGCAGAAACAUAAAUACCUUCCCAAGCUAUGCUCUGGGGAUCACAUGGGAGCUCUAGCAAUGUCUGAGCCUGGCUCGGGAUCCGACGUCGUUUCUAUGAAAUUAAAAGCCGAAAAGAAAGGCGACUACUAUGUCUUGAAUGGAAACAAGUUCUGGAUCACUAACGGACCCGACGCUGACGUUCUCAUUAUCUACGCCAAAACAGGCGCAGCAGAUUCAAAACCUCAGCACGGAAUUACCGCCUUUCUCGUGGAGAAAGAUUUCCCUGGAUUUCGCACUGCCCAGAAACUUGAUAAACUUGGAAUGAGGGGCUCAAAUACCUGCGAACUUAUUUUUGAAGACUGCAAAGUUCCUGAAGCCAAUAUUCUCGGCAAGCUUAAUCGUGGCGUGUACGUACUCAUGAGCGGGCUUGAGUCUGAACGACUUGUACUGGCAUCCGGACCUGUUGGUAUUAUGCAGGCAUGUUGCGAUACCGCGUUCGACUACGCCCACAUCCGUAAACAGUUUGGGAAAAGAAUUGGAGAAUUCCAAUUGAUUCAAGGAAAGAUGGCAGAUAUGUACACAACUUUGAGCGCUUGUCGAUCCUACCUUUACAACGUAGCUCGAGCGUGCGAUCGUGGUCACGCCAGCAACAAAGACUGUGCUGGAGUCAUUCUUUACACGGCAGAGAAAGCCACUCUUAUGGCUCUCGACGCUAUUCAGAUCCUAGGUGGUAAUGGAUACAUCAACGAUUACCCCACGGGCCGUUAUUUGCGAGAUGCGAAACUCUAUGAAAUUGGAGCCGGAACCAGUGAAGUUCGCCGUUCAAUUAUUGGUAGAUCGUUGAACGAGGAAUAUAAAUGAAUAUUUUUUCCGUGAUAUCUUAAAUGCCAUUAUUAUGUUGUAAUAAAUGUUGAACGCUUACUAGAAAAAUAUUGGAAAAGGUAUGUGAAAUCUA